AUGCCAUCGCAGACGACCACACUCGCAUCAACAUGCUGCUCGCGGCCCGCGCGGCCGCCGACGCUCUUGGAGCGGGCGCUGAGCCCAAUUGACCCGCUCAUCAUCCUCAUCGUGCUCACCAUCGUCGGUCUGCCCGGUGCGAUCCGCGCCCAGUUCUCGCGGCUGAGCCCCGUAUCCUGGCUCAACCCGUUCCGGUGGCACGAGCUGAUCCUAGCCAACGGGUUCGGCUACAUCCUGGCGCAGUCCAACAAGAACUGGGAACCCGUCAAGCGGCCGCUGCUCGCCUCGGCGCGCGGGCGCGUGCUCGAGGUGGGUGCGGGGUCGGGCGAAAACGUCGUCUACUACGACCUGGACCGCGUCGAGAGCCUCGUCGUCCUCGAACCCUUUGCACCGCUCCGCACCAAGCUCGAAGCGGCUCUGGACCGAACAGGUCUGCUGAGCCGCAGCACCGUCGUCCCGCUCGGACUCGACGAGGAGCGCGGCACCCUCUCCCGCCACGGCCUGGCGCCCGCGUCGUUCGACACCAUCGUCCUCGUCCAGGUCCUCUGCUCGAUCCCCAACCCCAAGUCCCACCUCGACUACCUCCAGUCCCUCCUCCGACCCGGCGGCGAGAUCCUCGUAUUCGAGCACGUCGCCAGUAAGCACCAGCCUGCGCGCCUCAUCCAGCAGCUCUGGACCGUACCCUGGAAGAGGCUUGUCGGCGGCUGCGAGAUGGACCGGGACAGCGCCGACUGGCUGCGGGACGUCGGCGGGUGGUCCCACGUCGAGAUCCUCCGGCCCAAGGACGAGCACCGCGCCGAUCUCAUGCCCCAUGCCGUCGCUCGGUUUGUCAAGGCCUGA
Pseudozyma flocculosa PF-1 is the source of this 840-nucleotide messenger RNA. RefSeq lists its product as uncharacterized. The record is from RefSeq and is a predicted model, not a curated record. Bases 1 to 840 code for a protein of 279 amino acids. Lineage: Eukaryota; Fungi; Basidiomycota; Ustilaginomycetes; Ustilaginales; Ustilaginaceae. The transcript is spliced from 2 exons.